Messenger RNA from Apus apus (common swift), 1359 nucleotides. It is a transcript of the gene TRNAU1AP, whose product is annotated as tRNA selenocysteine 1 associated protein 1. Gene Ontology annotation, molecular function: tRNA binding. Bases 180 to 1004 code for a protein of 274 amino acids. Gene Ontology annotation, cellular component: nucleus. The record is from RefSeq and is a predicted model, not a curated record. Lineage: Eukaryota; Metazoa; Chordata; Aves; Apodiformes; Apodidae. Gene Ontology annotation, biological process: selenocysteine incorporation. The transcript has 10 exons.
GCCGGGCCCAGCCCGCAGGGACAGCCCGCAGGGACAGCCCGCCCCGGGCUCUGCGGGAGCAGCAUGGCCGCCAGCCUGUGGAUGGGGGACACUGUUGAGCCUGGUUCAUGCAUGCCUGCUGGUUUUGAGUGGCAUCGACCCUCUUAAAUGAGUCUUCUUUUUGAAGUCUGGAGCCAUAUAUGGAUGAAAACUUUGUUUCAAGAGCCUUUGCCACCAUGGGAGAGCUCGUACUGAGUGUAAAAAUCAUUCGAAACAGGUUGACAGGAAUUCCAGCAGGCUAUUGCUUUGUAGAAUUUGCAGAUCUAGCUACUGCAGAGAAAUGUUUACACAAAAUCAAUGGAAAACCUCUUCCUGGUGCUACACCGGCAAAGCGAUUUAAAUUGAAUUAUGCAACGUAUGGAAAACAGCCCGAUAACAGUCCAGAAUAUUCCCUUUUUGUGGGAGACCUGACUCCUGAUGUGGAUGAUGGCAUGUUAUAUGAAUUUUUUGUUAAAGUUUAUCCAUCAUGUAGAGGUGGAAAAGUUGUUUUGGACCAGGCAGGAGUAUCCAAAGGUUAUGGGUUCGUGAAGUUCACGGAUGAGCUGGAGCAGAAGCGAGCACUGACAGAGUGCCAGGGAGCUGUGGGCUUGGGCUCUAAACCCGUGCGCCUCAGCGUGGCUAUCCCCAAAGCUAAUCGUGUGAAAUCAAUGGAGUACAAUCAGAUGUACAACUAUAAUUAUAACCAGUAUUACCAACAAUAUCACAACUACUAUGCCCAGUGGGGCUACGACCAGAACACGGGCAGUUACAGCUACAGCUACCCCCAGUAUGGAUACACACAGAGCACAAUGCAGACAUAUGAAGAAGUUGGUGAGGAUGCUUUGGAAGACCCAACACCUCAACUAGACGUCCACGAAGCAAAUAAACAAUUUAUGGAACAGAGUGAAGAGCUCUACGAUGCCUUGAUGGACUGUCACUGGCAGCCUUUGGACACUGUCUCCUCAGAGAUUCCAGCCAUGUUAUAGCCUCGUUGCUGAGGCUCCACGUCCGUGUGACAAACCCGCCAGUGCUCUCCGGUUUGUCCCUCUGCACCUGGGCCCUGCAGCAGUGAGGGGUGGUCCCUUCCUCCACCCAGGUCUGGGAUUCCAAGGGCAGGAGGACUCUGGGCUUCUCCUGUACGGAGUGAGGAUCGUAGGAGCAUCGUGGGAACUUUCCUUCAUGGUGGAAAGUCAGAACUGCCAACCCGUUUUAUUCCUUUUGUCCUGACGUGAACUCUUUCAUGCUUCUUGGGAAUUGUAAUUUAUAAACUUGCAAGGAGGUGACACAGGGGAAGGACUCGGCUCCCGACGUACAAUAAAAAAGUUGGUCUUUUAAGUCAAA